Messenger RNA from Phlebotomus argentipes, 2107 nucleotides. RefSeq names its product probable inactive tRNA-specific adenosine deaminase-like protein 3. The record is from RefSeq and is a predicted model, not a curated record. The transcript is spliced from 2 exons. Gene Ontology annotation, molecular function: tRNA-specific adenosine-34 deaminase activity. The coding region runs from base 549 to 1625 and encodes 358 amino acids. Gene Ontology annotation, cellular component: cytoplasm; nucleus. NCBI's taxonomy places the organism in Eukaryota, Metazoa, Arthropoda, Insecta, Diptera, Psychodidae. Gene Ontology annotation, biological process: tRNA wobble adenosine to inosine editing.
GAGGAAAAGGAGAAAAACACGAUGAUGAAUGAUGAAUUUGGGAGAAAAAGAUCUUGAUUUAUUGCGAAUCACAGAGUUAAGAUGAUGUGAAAGACACUUUAACAGAGUGAAUCCAAAAAUUAUGAUCCUUUCUGGUGAAAAAGCACACAAAUAUUGCAUCAUUGAUAGUGAACUUGAUAAAGAAAAGCACUUCUGUUGUCAAUGUUCAUUGAUAAGGUUAAUGCAAAGCGAUUAUAAUUGAUUUUUUGUGGAUUUCUUUGUUUUCUUGGAUUUAAGAAACAUGUUUAUGAGAUUGUAUCGCUCUUCAGGAAACUUUCAAACAAGCUUUUAGACAUUCAGAGCCAAGAAUGUGUUUGGAUGUUUUGUUUCGUCUUCUCAAAGAGAUGCUAGAGAAGAUCCUUUAGAAGUCACACUGGAGAAUCGAUUCGCUCCAUUAUUUUUGCCACUUCACUGCAUAUCGAAUGAAAUAUAAUGAUAUUUAUCUGCCUGCUGAAGACACUUCCAUAUCAUUUCUAUGAUGCUCGCUUGCUGUCUAUUUCCUCCCAAUAAUGAUGAGGCCAGAAAGAAGCAGAGACAUUCCAGCGCGAGGUCAAUUCGACGACAGUGACGAGGAAUUCUUUCUUGCAGACCACGCGCGCGCGCGAGAGAGAGAGAUGGCCACGGAAGAUGGGAUGAAGUGUGAUGAGAGAGUGAGUGUGAGUCCGGAGAUGAAGAGGCGGAAGCCCAACUGGAGAGUGUCCAGUGUCCUCGAUCGGCGCCUCAGUGAAGAGCCUCACUUUGUGCCGGCAAUUGUUGCCACAGUGAAGGACAAGAAGAGCUUGGCUGGCGUGAUGCAGGAACUGGCGAAGAUGCUUCCGCUGCCGGAAUUUGCGCACCUGAAGAGAAUCCGCGGUUGCGAUGUGAUUCUGGGGAGUGCAGAGGCGCUCGGAGAGCGCUAUCUGGAGCAGAUGGGAUUAAGUGGGAGUGUAGUUGAGAGACUCGGGCAGAUAAGGCGGGAAAGUGUGCCAAGAGACACACCAACACUGCGGUGGCAGUUUGAGAUGGCAUCCAAGUGGUGGCCAUGUAAAUUUCAUCCUGACAAACAACUCGAGUUGCUGCACAGCAAUCAAAUCUUCUCUAAUCACCAAGUAAACUUCCACAUCAGCGUCAUGGAGAUAUGCCUGCGCCUCAGCGAUAAGCGCACCAAUCCUGCCGUUGUGGUGGAUCCCAGGGACGGUGCGAUUGUCACAGUGGCGUGGUCGCGCGUAGAGAAACAUCCCCUCGGCCAUACGCCAAUGGUGGCGAUCGACAGUGUGGCGAGGAGUCAGAACGGCGGCGUCUGGCCAGCGGAAGAUGCUGCAGAAAGCACAGAGAUCCUGCACAGCGUCCGCCAGCAGCUGAAGAGUCUGGCCUGCGACGGCGGAGACUGCGGCAAUCUCAGCAAGUUCGGCCCGUAUCUCUGCACCGGUUUCGAUCUGUACGUCCUGCAGGAGCCCUGCCUCAUGUGUGCCAUGGCCCUGAUCCACAGCCGCGUGCGCAGAGUCUUCUUCCACAGACAGUCGCCAUCCGGCGCCCUGAUGAGCACCGCUCAGCUGCACACAAUCAAGGAGCUAAAUCACCACUAUCAAGUGUUCAGAAUUGACUGAUCAGCGCGCGUCUGCCGUGCAAAAGUGGGGCGAAUUCUGCAUUUCACCCGCGAAACCCGAUCUUCAAUUUGGUGUGUCGCGGGGGCAACAGUCUUCGGUCCAGGGGUGGCAAUUUGUGCGGUGUUCCCAAGACAGAGAGAGAGAUGGUGAUUGCGGAGAUGCACGAGGAUGAGUAUUUGAAGAGCGCUGGAUUGGGUUGUGUGGCGGCAAGUGUUGGUUGAUUGCUGCCACAAUAGCAUUUCAAUAAACAAAUCAAUUAAAUGAAGAAACCAACCAGCCUGAUGGAAUGUGACGCGGCUCUGAAGCUCUGGGCUCUUGUUGCGCGAUGAAUAUUUCUACUGUGUGGAUAACUUGUGACGACUGAAAGUGAUUUCUCGCCAGUUGUUAUUGGACAUCCGCCCGAAGAAGUUCACUUCAGCUUGCGCUCAAGCGCUCUCAACUCGCUCAACGGACUUUGUAAUCUCUGAGAGAGAGAGAGAAAA